This is a messenger RNA of Candidozyma auris, 921 nucleotides long. RefSeq names its product phosphoprotein phosphatase PP4 catalytic subunit PPH3 (gene PPH3). Gene Ontology annotation, cellular component: cytoplasm; nucleus. The record is from RefSeq and is a predicted model, not a curated record. Gene Ontology annotation, molecular function: protein serine/threonine phosphatase activity. Bases 1 to 921 code for a protein of 306 amino acids. The transcript is spliced from 2 exons. Gene Ontology annotation, biological process: peptidyl-serine dephosphorylation; double-strand break repair via homologous recombination. NCBI's taxonomy places the organism in Eukaryota, Fungi, Ascomycota, Pichiomycetes, Serinales, Metschnikowiaceae.
AUGCUACAGCUAGAUAAGAUCAUAGAAGAUAUAAAGCAGUGCAAACACGUGCCUGAAAGAGACGUGGAGGAAAUAUGCCUGAAAGUGAUCGAGAUCCUCGUAGAGGAAGCGAACAUCCAGCAAAUCUAUACACCUGUGACAAUUUGUGGUGACAUACACGGGCAGUUUCAAGACCUUCUAAAUUUAUUUGAAACCGGCGGUGAGUGUCCUCAGACACAAUAUCUAUUCUUGGGAGAUUUCGUUGAUAGGGGGUUUUACUCGCUAGAGAGUCUCUUGCUUCUACUCGCGCUCAAGAUAAGGUACCCAGACAGACUCACCUUGAUACGAGGAAACCACGAAUCAAGGCAGAUCACCACGGUAUACGGGUUCUAUGAUGAGUGUCUCCGGAAGUAUGGCUCCGCCAAUGUGUGGCGAUAUUGCUGUGAAGUGUUUGACUACUUCUCCUUGGGAGCCAUUGUAGGAGGGCAAGGAGGAGUGUUCUGUGUUCAUGGCGGGCUUAGUCCAGAAAUCAAUAUCGUGGACGAGAUACGUAGGCUCGACCGGAAACAAGAAGUGCCUCAUGAAGGCGCCAUGUGUGACUUGCUCUGGUCAGACCCUGAAGACGUGCCCAAAUGGGCAGUGCUGCCUCGAGGAGCAGGAUACCUAUUUGGAGAGAAUGAGGUCAACAAAUUUUGUCGCCAGAAUGACAUUCUGUUGAUUGCACGAGCGCACCAGCUUGUGAUGGAGGGCUACAAGGAAAUGUUUUCUGGUAGUCUCGUGACGGUGUGGCUGGCGCCCAACUACUGCUACCGGUGCGGGAACAUCGCUAGCAUUCUCAGCAUCAACGACAACUUAGAGCGUGAGUAUAAGGUCUUUGAUGCUGUUACCAAAGACACCAGUAUCAUGCCACCAAAGAAACCGGUGGUGGACUACUUCAUCUGA